Molecule: messenger RNA, 1999 nt
Organism: Panicum virgatum (switchgrass)
Lineage: Eukaryota; Viridiplantae; Streptophyta; Magnoliopsida; Poales; Poaceae
Product: homeobox protein rough sheath 1-like
Exons: 5
Coding region: 508-1539 (343 amino acids)
Biological process (GO): regulation of DNA-templated transcription
Cellular component (GO): nucleus
Molecular function (GO): DNA binding; DNA-binding transcription factor activity, RNA polymerase II-specific
Source: RefSeq, a predicted model, not a curated record
GCAGGCCCGUCGACACCCGAAACCUCAAAAAAUCCGUCCAGCUCCAAGAGACGUCCCCAUGCAAGGACUGAUGAUGAAUAACAAGGAAAAGAUCACGCAUCUGCAUGUGAUAUGUAUGAUGCGUCUGCAGCUUUGGUACGGAUCUUCUCCCCCUCGCAUCGAUCGGUUGGUCUCUGUCUAUUCGAGCUGAGUAUUCCCUCCCAGGCAGCUGUCCUGUGCCUGUAACAGCGGCUGCUACCAACAGCAACACGCACAGCUUCCUCUUUACUCUGACUUGACAUGGGAACAAAGCCAGCCACCAGCCACACAAGCAUACCAUUAUUCAUUCAUUCACCCCUACCUUUCCUCCUCUCUUCAUCCCAUCUUCUGCUGAUCUUCCAUCCCAAACAUCUCUCAAGCAUCUGUUUGAGCUCAUUUCCUCCCCACCAUCAGCUAGGGUUUCUUGAGUCUUGGCAUCGGUUCGUCUUCUUUCUCUUUUGAUUUGAUUGGCACACAAAGAAAAGGCCUAUGGAUGGCUUCAGGGAUCUUGGCGGCGGAGGCGGGAGCAGUGCUUCCAAGGCUUCUUCCUUCUUGCAGCUUCCGCUGGCGGCGUCGUCGUCGGCUCAGGGUUUUCCAUCGCCAGACGGGCAUCACCACAGCUCACGGCUCGCGCUGCAGCAGUUACUUGCCGACCCGUCGGGGUCGCAGAGUAGCCAUCAGAUGGACGGAGCAGCUGAUCUGCGAAGAGAGAUUUCGCCGGUAGAUGCCGAGACCAUCAAGGCCAAGAUCAUGUCGCACCCCCAGUACUCGGCUCUCGUCGCGGCCUACUUGGAUUGCCGAAAGGUCGGCGCGCCGCCGGAUGUGUCGGAUAGGCUCUCGGCCAUGGCGGCGAAGCUGGACGCACAGCCGGGGCCAAGCCGGCGGCGGCACGAGCCGGCGCGCGCUGACCCGGAGCUCGACCAGUUCAUGGAGGCUUACUGCAACAUGCUGGUGAAGUACCAGGAGGAGCUGGCGCGGCCGAUCCAGGAAGCCGCCGAGUUCUUCAAGAGCGUGGAGCGGCAGCUCGAUUCGAUCACCGACAGUAACAACUGUGAAGGCGCCGGCUCAUCCGAGGAUGAGCAGCAGGACACGAGCUGUCCUGAGGAGAUCGAUCCCUGCGCCGAGGACAAGGAGCUGAAGCACCAGCUCCUGCGGAAGUACGGCGGCUACCUGGGCGGCCUCCGGCAGGAGUUCUCCAAGAGGAAGAAGAAAGGGAAGCUCCCGAAGGAGGCCAGGCAGAAGCUGCUGCGCUGGUGGGAGCUGCACUGCAAGUGGCCCUACCCUUCCGUACGACCACCCCUAGAGACGGAGAAGCUGGCGCUGGCGGAGACGACAGGGCUGGACCAGAAGCAGAUCAACAACUGGUUCAUCAACCAGCGGAAGCGGCACUGGAAGCCGGCGUCGGAGGACAUGCCGUUCGCGAUGGUGGAGGCGGCGGGCGGGUUCCACGCCCCGCAGCAGGGCGCCGCGGCGGCGGCGGCGCUGUACGUGGCGGACGGCAUGUACCGGCUGGGGUCGUGACGGACUCGCCGUGCUGGCUGCACGUAACAUGCAUGCUCGGGCGGCCAGCGAAGCUGCCUGCCGAUCGGUGGUGCUGGGGAUUUACCGUGGAAUCCAUGGCAUGCAGUGGCAAGGAGAAAAGCCUAAAGCUGAUCUGAUGCUCGCGGUACGGUGUGAUUACUGGGGAUUUGUUGAGGUAGAUAGUGCUUGAACUGUGGAUCGGAUGGCCAUUGUUGCUGUUCGGCCGUAAAUAUAUGUACAGUUUGCAGCUUGAGACGUGUUGCUCGAUCUGGAGCAGGUAACUCUGCAACGUUCCUUGCUAGGCGUCAUGUCUUUUUCUUGUACGCGUACAUUUUACUGAAGACGACUGAAUUUUCAUGAGCAUAUUCUCAGCUUGUGGGCUCGUUCGGUUGUGCCCAGAAGGUAUGUUUGUAACCGUUACCCGGAUGAGAUCCAAAUGGAUGAACUAUUUCCUUUGACA